AUCUGUAAAAUUCCUUCAGAACACAUCAGAGUUCAGCAAACCUGCAUAUAGAGGAAUUUACUCUCGAUCUUGAUUUCUAAUUGAGUCUACUCGCAGUCUUUACCACAUCUUACUUCAGCAAAGAUUAAGAUGUUUCGCCUGUGUUGUGGGAAGGUUGGUUUUCUCUGCUGUUUAUGUGACAUUGUGAACGGUGAAAGGUGGAACUGUUUCCCCCUCACGGUUCACAGUGUUUAGUAUGUAGUUUCUGUGAAGCCAGUUUUUACCAGCUGUGAAGAUACAUUAUGUUUAAAUUAACGUUUUACUUUUCUCUGUGCAGUAUUCAACCAGCUGUCAUAGAACUGGUGGCAGACAAAAUCAGGAGUGUCCCUGCUCCUGACGCUCCGUCUGCCAUCCAGGACAAAGACAUUACAGCCCCGUUGAGGUACCGCCUCUUCGGUCGGCCAUUGACAAAAACAAGGAAGGAAGAUUCCAAAAACGAGAAGGAAAACGCCACCACCUCGGACGGGAAAAAGAAGAAGAAGAAGAAGACCAAGAAGGGACGAUGGUGGCGUUGUAGCAAGAAGACGUGUCGUGUAACCCCAGCCCCAGAGGAGGAAAGCCCAGAGAAGUGCCGCUCACCUGCACUUGAGAGACCAGCUGAGGAAGAGGGGGAACCACAGAAGGACGGCGUGGUUCCUCAGGCCCUGCCAAAGGAGGAGGAAGGUGGGACCAGGAAGAAACUGAGGAAAGAUCACCUGAAGUGCCUUGGGUUUCCCAACCCAGCACAAAUUUGUUAUCUGAACUCCAGCCUGCAGAGCCUCCUGACGUUGGAGGACUUCGUAAAAGACAUUGAACACCAGGAGCAGGUUUGGAGUCUGGUCCCAGAGGCCGCCAUCCUAAGAUCAUUUUUCAACAUCAGAGAGCAUCACUUCUCCAGUGAUGCUCAACAGAAACUCCGCCUUCUUGCCACUUUCAAGAAGGUGGUGGCUCUGUGGGCCCCAGAGUUCGAGGACCUCCAACAGAAAGAUGCCCACGAGUUCCUCACAUCUGUCCUGGAGCAGAUGAGAUACUGGGGCCCACAGCUGCAGGUGCUGGCUGUAGGCAUGGGCAGGACCUACAGGUGUCCUGUUGAAGAGCACCUGGUAUUUAAAAUGCAGAACACCAGAACAUGCAAGAGUUGUGGAGCAGGGUCAUCAAGAGAGGAGGAUUUCACCUGCCUGUCUUUGGACCUUCCACCUGGAGGAGCAACUGUGGAGAAACUCCUCGAGAAUUACCUGAUGGAGGAGGAGUUGGAGUACAGAUGUAACUGUGGAGCGACAACAUCAGGCCAGCGCUCUUCAUUCACCACCCUGCCAAGAGUGCUGAUGUUACAUCUCAAGCGUUUCAAAUAUACUCCAACGUUUGAGCUGCAGAAGGUCCACGACCCCGUCGUCCUUCAAAGAGAGCUGGUGGUGUCUUCCAGCGAGGGUGCUGCGUGCUACACUCUAGUCAGCACCAUCAGCCAUAUCGGCGGAACAACAAGAAGUGGACAUUACAUCUGUGACGGGGUCGAUCCAGAUGUAGGACAGGUGGAGGUGACCGACCGCUGGUUCACCUAUAACGACGCGGUGGUCACUACAACGAGCGGGGCCUCUGUGUGUGACCGGCGGCAGAGAUCCUGCUACAUCCUGUUCUACCAGAGACAACCGGAGGACUAGACGACAGGAGACCCAAGGACACUGGACCGAGACGCAGCAGGAGGACCAUCCACCAGACGAGGCAUGAUGAGGUGUGUCCCAGAAGAGGACGGAUGAGGACCGAGACCAGGAGCGGAUGGACGAGAAGAGGACCAACCAUGCAGGACGUGACGGGAACUGGAGGACGCGACAAAGCCCUCAGGGGGAGGGGUUCCCCCCAGAGAGCCAGGUUCCUCCCAAGGUUUCUCCCUCAGAGGGAGUUUUUCCUUGCCACAGUCGCCCAAAACCUGCUCAUGUGAGCAGAGACAGGUUCAAAAUUUUAGCUCCAGGUAGGAUUUUUAGUGUCCUGUCAACCUGUACAGGCUUUGUCUGUACCAGGCUAUGGCUUGCUCUCUGGGGAAGAUGGUAAGGAUGAAUAGAAAGGAAAGUAUAAAUAAAUCAUUUCAAUAGUCAUUUCAAUAAUAAUUAAAUUCUUUCAAAUUUGAA
Lates calcarifer (barramundi perch) is the source of this 2141-nucleotide messenger RNA. Its product is annotated as ubiquitin carboxyl-terminal hydrolase 37. NCBI's taxonomy places the organism in Eukaryota, Metazoa, Chordata, Actinopteri, Centropomidae. Gene Ontology annotation, molecular function: cysteine-type endopeptidase activity; cysteine-type deubiquitinase activity. Bases 282 to 1676 code for a protein of 464 amino acids. Gene Ontology annotation, cellular component: cytosol; nucleus. Gene Ontology annotation, biological process: protein deubiquitination; G1/S transition of mitotic cell cycle. The record is from RefSeq and is a predicted model, not a curated record. The transcript has 14 exons.